Dichotomopilus funicola is the source of this 2532-nucleotide messenger RNA. RefSeq lists its product as uncharacterized. Gene Ontology annotation, biological process: regulation of transcription by RNA polymerase II. Gene Ontology annotation, molecular function: RNA polymerase II cis-regulatory region sequence-specific DNA binding; DNA-binding transcription factor activity, RNA polymerase II-specific. Bases 1 to 2532 code for a protein of 843 amino acids. NCBI's taxonomy places the organism in Eukaryota, Fungi, Ascomycota, Sordariomycetes, Sordariales, Chaetomiaceae. The transcript has 3 exons. The record is from RefSeq and is a predicted model, not a curated record.
AUGGCAAUGGACUCGGCCCACGGUAAGGAGGCUGCAUCCCCUCCACUAUUACCACCACCACCACGGGCAUCAUCGCGGCCCCCCCUGCUCCCAUUGAGCACCAACUCCAUUCGACUGGCCUCGCCCGCAUCGAAUUUCCCACAUGCUCAUGGUCUCUCAGAUGCACUCGGUCCCGUCAAGCCCAGGAAGCGUCCUCGAUCGCGCGGCUCGACCACUUCGAUUCACAGCGCCACGACGCAGGCCAAUGUGGAACACAGUUUCGCCGACUCGGCCGACGUGUACUCCUCGCAAUGGCUGCCCAAUAAUGCCAGCCACCCAAGGGAACUCCCCAACGGCACCGCCCAAAUGACCCCAGAGGAUCUGUUGCUCGCGUCGCAGCUGCAAGAAAGUCGCGACUUUGGGCAAGACCCAUCCCUCAACGCGCCACUGCAGAAUGUAUCCUUUCACCACCACAGUCAUAGUAUGAGCCGUCAAUCUCUCUCAGCCGAGUCUUUUGCGGGGAACACGAGCUUCGCCGACGACAGCCAAAUGUUGGAUCGGGAUGUCAAUGAGGACGGCGACUCGUUCCACGGCAUGGCGCCGGCUACCAAGUCGGGCGCGCGUUCCAACGCGAACAAUGAGAUUGAGAUGCGCCAGCUGUUCCAUGCCAACAAACAUCGUACUCUCGAGGAGGUUGCCCAUGAGCUACUUGGCAACGACCGCGGCCCGAACUCCGAACGAGCGCGGCAGGUGUUUGCGAUGCUUUGGAUCAAUUUGGUAUGCUCAUCGGGGAAGGGGUCGGUGCCACGGGGGCGCGUCUACGCCAACUACGCUUCCCAGUGCGCAACCGAGAGGAUCACAGUUCUGAACCCUGCUAGUUUUGGGAAACUGGUACGCGUUCUGUUCCCCGGCCUAAAGACUCGACGUCUCGGAGUGCGAGGAGAGUCGAAAUAUCACUACGUGAAUUUUCAACUACGGGAAGAGCAACCUGAGCUUCGUAAGAGCCCAAGCCGGGCGGUGCCGUUGGGAGAGAACCCAGCGUUGUCGCAAACGUUUAACGCUAUCCCCGUUGCCGCCAACGCUGCUUCUCUUCGCCCCGAGCGGACACCCUAUUCCGCGCCUCCGGUUCCGGACCAGCCAGCAGCCAAGACCGGCCGAUCGUAUGAGUUCCGCCAUAGUCUCUAUAACCAACCGCAAGUGGCCAGCUUCGACCAACUGCAAUCCACGAUGGGCAAGACACCUCAGCGGCUCUGCUUCUCAACCGAAACAGCCGAAACCUUCAAACAGUCCGACCCCAUCAUUCUUCCACGAAUCGAGCCCUUCCUUCCGAACGGCACCGAUCCGGACGCGGCCAAGUCCCUCGUAGCCCUCUAUCGGUCCUAUUGCACCUCUCUUGUCGAGUGUAUCCGCUACUGCAAAGAAAAGGCGUUCUUCCACCUGUUCACAUCGUUCCAGGGCACUCUUACCAUGCCGGUGCAGAAGCUCUUUGCAAACCCAGCCCUCGCUCCGUGGAUUGAGGAAUCCGAUUUUGUCCUAUACCAGCGGAUGAUGCGUAUUGUUUCGGGGUUAACGCUCCAAGUUGUGCCCAAGCCGGUUCUCGACACGCUACGCAACAUAUCGGAGCGGCUUGUACCGCAUAUCCGAGAAUCCUUCCAAGGACAGCCUCUCCAUGUCGUCAGAGCGAAGGAAGGACCUGCGACCAUCUUUGCUGGAUUGCUCGAUCGGGCUCUGCGGGUGAAUCUUACCGCUCAUGCGGCAGCAAACAUGUUGUCCAACCCCGCGAACCGCGAUCUAAUGUACACGGAGUGGAUUUCCAUGAUCAAUGUUCGGAAACUAGCAGAGAGCAUCCCUUCGCGUGGUAUGGAUGAUGUCGUUACCCUCCUCCUCAACGACAUGCGGGAUCUGCUUAAUCCAGUCAACAUCCCAUGGGAAAUGGAGUGCCUGACGGUGCAGGGGGAGAUCGCAAUGCGUAGCGGGCGGCCCCCUCAAGAGACGAACGGCGAAGAGACCGGCUCCACCAACGUGUUGGAUCGGUGGGUCGGGUUGUUGCGGUCUCUACCCAGCCGCUUUCCCUAUGCAUCAGAUACCGACCUUGUGUGGUGUGUUCAGCGGCUAAGCACGGCGCUGAUGAGGGAUCUCACAAUUGGGCAAGGGAAAAGCUUCGGGUCCUGGUGGGUGACCAAGUGCUGGGUCGACGAGAUGAUCCAGUUCAUGGCAGAGCAAGGCGGGUUCAUGCAACAAACCUCAAGCCAGGGCCCUUUAGAGGCUUCAAGGAGACAGUCGACGAACCAGGAACUCAGUCACCAGGAACCGCGGUACAACAGCGCCGACGAUGACUUGACCAUGCCACGCAUGUCGGAUCCACAACCGGAACGCACAACGUUUCCUUCAGAUACCCCACCGAACAAUCAGCAAACCGUACACGACGACAGCGGAAUCGGGAUCCGGACACCCGAUGAGGAGAUGCCAGCGGACAAAUUCAGCUUGACACCGGCAACGACUCAAGAUCUGUUCGCAGGUACCGAUUUGCAGGACGAGCUUGGGGAUAUAUGA